GCCUCAUGGAGCAGAGACCCAAGGGCCAAGGCAACAAAGUGCAAAACGGAUCCGUGCAUCAGAAGGAUGGGUUAAACGAUGAUGACUUUGAGCCCUACUUGAGUCCCCAGGCCCGGCCGAAUAAUGCAUACACUGCAAUGUCCGAUUCCUACUUACCGAACUACUACAGUCCCUCCAUUGGAUUCUCCUACUCCUUAGGCGAAGCCGCCUGGUCUACGGGGGGUGACCCACCCAUGCCCUACUUAACCUCUUACGGACAGCUGAGCAACGGGGAGCCUCACUUUCUCCCAGAUGCGAUGUUCGGGCAGCCAGGGGCCCUUGGCAGCACUCCAUUUCUUGGGCAGCAUGGCUUUAACUUCUUUCCAAGUGGGAUAGACUUUUCGGCUUGGGGGAAUAACAGUUCUCAGGGACAGUCCACUCAAAGUUCUGGCUAUAGUAGCAAUUAUGCCUAUGCCCCUAGCUCACUGGGUGGAGCAAUGAUUGAUGGGCAAUCUGCCUUUGCUAACGAGACUCUGAACAAGGCUCCUGGCAUGAACACCAUCGACCAAGGGAUGGCAGCUCUGAAGCUGGGCAGCACAGAUGUUGCAAGCAAUGUCCCAAAAGUCGUUGGUUCAGCUGUCGGUAGCGGAUCCAUUACCAGUAAUAUCGUGGCAUCUAACAGUUUGCCUCCGGCUACUAUUGCUCCUCCAAAGCCGACCUCCUGGGCUGACAUUGCUAGCAAACCAGCUAAGCAGCAGCCCAAGCUGAAGACCAAGAAUGGCAUUGCAGGUUCAAGUCUUCCACCACCUCCGAUAAAACAUAACAUGGAUAUUGGAACUUGGGAUAACAAAGGGCCGGUGGCAAAAGCCCCAUCGCAGGCUUUAGUUCAGAAUAUUGGUCAGCAGCCAGCCCAGGUGUCCCCCCAGCCCAUGGGCCAGCAGAUCGCUAACAGCCCACACGGAGUGGAUGGUAAUGGAGUGGGACAGUCUCAGGCCAGUUCUGGUUCUGCUCCUUCAGAGCCGCACCCGGUCUUGGAGAAGUUGAGAUCCAUCAACAACUACAAUCCCAAGGAUUUUGACUGGAACCCAAAGCACGGCCGGGUUUUCAUCAUAAAGAGUUACUCUGAGGACGAUAUCCACCGUUCCAUUAAAUAUAACAUCUGGUGCAGUACAGAGCACGGCAACAAGAGACUGGAUGCCGCCUAUCGCUCCAUGAACGGGAAGGGCCCCGUUUACUUACUGUUCAGUGUCAACGGUAGCGGUCACUUCUGCGGAGUAGCAGAAAUGAAAUCUGCUGUGGACUAUAACACGUGUGCGGGUGUGUGGUCCCAGGACAAGUGGAAGGGACGUUUUGAUGUCAGGUGGAUUUUUGUGAAGGACGUUCCCAACAGCCAGCUGCGGCACAUCCGCCUAGAGAACAACGAGAAUAAACCAGUGACCAACUCCAGGGACACUCAGGAGGUGCCUCUGGAAAAGGCUAAGCAGGUGUUGAAAAUCAUUGCCACCUACAAGCACACCACCUCCAUCUUUGAUGACUUCUCACACUAUGAGAAACGCCAAGAGGAGGAGGAAAAUGUUAAAAAGGAACGCCAAGGCCGUGUCAAGUAAAAGGCCAUUGCUCCCACAGAGACUGCAGCAGAGAUUGCAUCCCCGCUGUCUUUCAGAAAGAGAAAGAAAGAGCAAAAACAUCCCAGAGAGAAUUAGGACUUUUUUUUCUUAAUUUCAUUGACUUAAAAAAAGACUCUUACAAACUUGCAGUUUAAAAAAAGAAAAAAAAAGUAUUGGAAUUUCACAAGACAUAGGACUUAAAAAAACAAAAACAACAAAAAAAAAUCCCUUCUAGGUAGAGUAUAGGUAAAAACUGUCCCCUUUCUUUUGGCUUUGGUUGUGAUUUCAGAGCAUACGCUUUGGUUUUUGUCUUUUUACUAUGUUUUUUCGGAUUUUAAAGUCCGUAAGUGGCAUAUGCCUUUUUUUUUCUCUCUCUAAUUUUUAAACCCCGCUGCUUCCCUUCCUUCCACCCCCUUGCGCCUCCUUCCCCUGGUUUUGACAUUUGCACUUGGAACACCGAGUUGUAACAUCCACCAUGGAAAGUGGAGUAACUUUUUCUUUUUUCUCCCUGCCCCCCACCCUCCCUCCCCGGCCUGGAAGAGGAGGAGUUCUAUGAGGAAGUUGGGGUUUUGGCCUAAGAAGAAUUGAACAGAAAUUGUCCAUGAGGUUGUGUCUUAAAGGUGGUUCAUUUUUCUCUGACCCUUUGUUACUCAAAGUCAAGUACUAGGAGUCCUAAGAAAUGUUCUGUUCUUGUGCAUUAUACGGAUUUACAGAUUAAGCCUGGAUUAAUUUGAUUUUGAAAGCUGAGAACAGUGGUAAAAACUUGUUUUGUUUACAGGAAAAUGAAUUUUGGACAAAAAAAAAAUAUUGUAAAAUGUGUAGUGAAUAUGUUUCUUCAGUUUCUUGUUAAGCCAAUGAGGAAUGGGCGUUGCCUUUCUUUUCACCAUUAAUCACUUCUCAAUAAUAAACGUGAGAUCCUGUUGAGCAUCACUGUUGUC
This is a messenger RNA of Egretta garzetta (little egret), 2524 nucleotides long. RefSeq names its product YTH N6-methyladenosine RNA binding protein 2 (gene YTHDF2). NCBI's taxonomy places the organism in Eukaryota, Metazoa, Chordata, Aves, Pelecaniformes, Ardeidae. The transcript has 6 exons. Bases 6 to 1586 code for a protein of 526 amino acids. Gene Ontology annotation, molecular function: mRNA binding; N6-methyladenosine-containing RNA reader activity. The record is from RefSeq and is a predicted model, not a curated record. Gene Ontology annotation, cellular component: cytoplasm. Gene Ontology annotation, biological process: mRNA destabilization.